Molecule: messenger RNA, 2570 nt
Organism: [Torrubiella] hemipterigena
Lineage: Eukaryota; Fungi; Ascomycota; Sordariomycetes; Hypocreales; Clavicipitaceae
Source: the annotation of a GenBank genome assembly
GUGAACGCUUUUCCCCACAGGUGGUUCGAGGCUGGGGUACAGCCGACUCAAAAACUCCGUUGCCGAAAACCCGGAGCGGUACGGCCCCAAAACUCCCCCGCCAAUAUUUCGUGCUCUUUCUUUCUUCCCCUCUUCCCCUUCUCCAGUUCUGGCUCUGGUUCUUGUGUAUUUUUACAUCUUCAUCACUCGUCUUGCAUUUCUCCGUUGCCGUCAUGUCUGUCAUUCAAUCUCCCUGGCCAACAGUGGCGUUCCCCCAAAAAAACGUCCUGAGCUAUCUCUUCUCCGACGCCGCCUACAUCAACGACACACCUCUAUGGAACGAUGCCGCGGACCCUUCUCGAAACCUGUCCACAAGACAAGCUCUGCAGCUUAUCAAGCAAUUGGGUAGUGGUCUGCAGGAGCUUGGCCUCCAGCGCGGUGAUGUCGUCCUCAUCUGCACACCCAAUCACAUUUACGUCCCAGUUGCCUAUCUCGGCACCGUCGGUUCAACCUUCAUCUUUAGCGGUGCAAAUCCCGCAUACACGGCCAAAGAAUUUGCACACCAGCUAGACAACACAGGCGCCAAGGUCGUCCUCGCCCACCCCGUCAAGCUCGACAUUGUUCUCGAAGCUGCCGAAAGUCUCCGCUUCCCACGCAGCCGCAUCUUCCAAUUCUCCGAUACCAAACAGGCCGACAGACACGGCGUAAAGGACUGGUCCGCUCUGCUCGCCUCUCCAGCCUCUGUUUCCUCAUGGAUAUGGCCGGAGCUUACCGCCCAUGAGGCCCGCACAACCGUUGCCACUGUCAACUACAGCUCCGGAACAACGGGCUUGCCCAAGGGCGUGCGUAUCUCCCACGCCAAUCUCAUUGCCAACGUCGAACAAAGCACCAUUAUCCACUUUGGAGGUGUUGAUACCAGCAAGCCAGAUAACUGGGUUGGCUUUCUCCCACUGUACCAUGCCUUUGGCCAGCUAUGGACCAUUCUGAUGGCCUCCCGUCUCCGCGCACCCAACUACAUCCUGUCCGCCUUUUCCUUUGAAGGCUUCUUUUCAGCAGUGCAGCGCUACCGCCCUCGCUUUCUGCAAGUCGUACCACCCAUUAUCGUCAUGUUGGCCAAGCGCCCCGACGCCAAAAACUACGACAUCUCGAGUGUAGAAUGGAUCUUGUGCGGUGCGGCACCGCUUAAGCAGGAGCUGCAGAACGAGGUCAGCCAACGCUUCAACCUGCAGAUUAAGCAGGGCUGGGGUAUGACCGAGGUGACGUGUGGCGGAAUCAGCACGCCCAACCUAGUCGAAGACCGCACCGGAUCAGUCGGAAAGCUCCUCCCCGGCACCGAGGCCAAGCUUCUCGAUGAAAAGGGCAACUUUGCAGAAGUGGGUGAACCAGGCGAGCUCUAUGUCCGCGGACCCCAGGUCUGUCUUGGAUACUGGCGCAACGAGGAGGCUUCCAGAGAGACGCUGUCUAGCGACGGCUGGCUCAAGACGGGCGAUGUUGCCGUCCACGAUCCCAAGAGCGACCUCUUCUGGAUCGUCGACCGCAAGAAGGAGCUUAUCAAGGUGAACGGCCUGCAGGUGGCCCCCGCGGAACUCGAGGCCUUGCUUCUUGAAAACGGCGACGUAGCCGAUGCCGCUGUCGUUGGUAUUACAGUACACGACAACGAAACGCCCCGCGCCUACGUCACGCUCCAGGCCUCCGCCAAGGGCAAAGUAACACCCCGCGACAUCCAAGACUGGGUCGCCGCCCGCGUCUCCAAGCACAAGCGCCUUACCGGUGGUGUCUCGUUUGUCGACGAGGUGCCCAAGCUUCCUAGCGGCAAGAUUGUGCGCAAGCUGAUGCGCGAAUGGGCCAAGCGAGACGCCGAGAUUCUGGAAAAGCAAGGCGAAAAGGCAAAGUUUUAGAAUAUUCGCAUUUUCUUUGUUCAUGAUGCAAUGAUAUAGAUAGUAUUCUUUUGUACUAUUAUUACAUAUUAUACAUAUAUAUUCGUUCCUUACGAAUCGUCCUCGUCAUGAUGUCGUAGAAGGUGUAUUCUUUCGAUCGCUCGCUCGGCCCUUGGGCAGGUCCUUUACUAUAAACGCAAAGACAGUCAGCACUGUGGUAUCUCGGAGCGAAUUCAAAAGACUUACAGCGCUUGAAUAAAUGGUAACUAAGAAGAAUCAUCAUGGGCACGCCAAUGAAAAUCGCCACAAUCAGCUUCUUGCGCAACUCCACGCGCUCCUUGAACUGCUCGGCCGCUCGAGCUGCCGCGUCUGCCUCUGGGCCUGUUUUCGGCUUGAACCCUGCUUUAUCUUUUGCCAUGGCUUGAGAGACGGCGUCUGUUUGCUUUGGAGACGCUGAGGAGGGGGCUCCGGCUUUGCGCUGAGCUGCGGCUUGGGCUUUGGCCUUUGCGCUCUGCGACGCAGACGACGAGUUGGCGCGGGAGGUGAUGAGCGAGAGGCGGCUUGGGCACUUGCUUAGUGCGAGGGAGCGGUGUAUUCGGUGCGAGAGCAUGUUGUCUGUGUAUGUGAGGGCGGUGCGUGGUGCAAUUGGUAUAGACGGAGAAGAGAAGAGAUGGGGUAGUUGGGAGGUCGCCGAGGAAAUUUUAGUGGAGCGAG